UCGCUCUCGUCCCCAGCCACUCUCAGCGUAACCACGUAGGCCUAAUAGAGAAAGGCGGUGUAGAGUUGCUCUGCAGUUUUUCGAUCAAAAUUGUGGUCUAAAGUGGACGGAGGAAAUUGGAAGUGCGUGUACAGUUAGAACUUGUGUUGGUGGACAGCCUGGCGAAGACACAGUCCUCGGGGCACAUCGUCAGGUGCUCAGAAAUCGACUGAGAUGGGGAGUCCGGUUAUGUGACAAAGUCCGGUGGUUUGGUAUGGCGUUUUGAAGUGGAAACUGACAAUUCAUGGGGUAGAAUUAACGUGCGGUGUUGUGCUUGUAGGACAGAUAAAGGUGACGUAGUUUGUGGCGAAGUAAACAAACUUGGGGUGAUCGUUGUGUGGGUGCGCUACACAGGGGGCAAGUGGGAGUUGGCUGGUGGAGGGGGGCCAUCAUACUCGGCCCCAGCGUCGACUCCUCCCUCUACUUGUUGGCAGUUUACACCUCGCCGCGACCAAAGGACACGCUUAGCAGAAUUAUUUGAAACCUGAAUUCCCUGUCACGCCAAGGAAAUGAAGACAGGACUGACGUUUUUAAGAGGAGGCAGGAGUGCAAAGAGCGCCCUUGAAUCCUCUGCCUCUACCCCGGCAGAUGUACGGCGCAGGCGGGCAGGGAGGACCUGCCUGGACCUUGCCAUCCGCCUCACGUCUAACAUGCAUUGCUUCUCCGUCGCAGCCUCCACACACCUCCACGUUUAAAACUCUUAAGACAAAAUUAGAUUACCAAGAUGGUCUCGGUAAGCGCUGAUGGACUUUCCUGUGGGCAAUGACUGCUUGAGCCGCAGGCGAACACCCGCCGCCUGUGCUGUAGAGGAGUGUGCUUGCUCACGCCUCGUCCGCCGCAGUAGAGGGCACCCGGACACUGUAGUGUAAUGUAGUGCGUGAUGAAACGUCGUAUUGAUGAUCUGUCUGGUCGGGGUGAGGCAGUGUCAGGCAUUGUGAGUGCAGGGGGUGUUGCUGGGGGACUCACCCAGGGGGGGCAGGGGGUUACUAGUGGCCCUGGGGGGGUUGGUGUGGGUCCAGGGAGCUACGUUCGAGGCCCUACCAUCACACAGUUGGGUGCUCGUCCUGGUCAACCUACAACUCCAGCUGCGGUAACGGCGGCAGCGGUUGCAGCUGCAUCGGUUGGAGCACCAGUUCCCGGGGUGGUACCUGUGCCAGCUACCACUGCUGGUCAAGGAGUUAGUGGUGCACCUUCGGCUCUUGAUCACCAGCCCCAUAAUCCAGCACCUCAGCCAGUUCUUACAGGUUAUGCUGGUGGUAAAGUGGAAAUGCACACUGGUGUUCAUCAUACCCUUCCUGCAUACUCUGCCAGCCUACCUACUGCACCCCAACCUCAGGGUGAUGGUCUGUCGGGCAUGGUGGAGGGGCGUUCUGUAGGUGGAGCGGGCGGGCUGGUGGCCCCGGGUGGAGUAGGACCACCCCCGUCUGUCCUCCAGCACGUGACUGCCCACUCCCAGGUGCGCCACAAGGUCUCGGGGGUGGGCAGUGCAAGUGUGGUGCACCAGACGGCGGCAGUAGCGGCAGCAGCAGCAGCAGCAGCUGGGGCGACUCAAGGCUCGGGCCAGUUCCAGAGGUUAAAAGUUGAAGAUGCACUCUCCUACUUAGAUCAGGUAAAGCUGAGGUUCGGGAAGCAGCCACAAGUCUACAAUGAUUUCCUGGAUAUUAUGAAAGAGUUCAAGUCACAGUCCAUUGAUACCCCUGGAGUCAUCGCUCGCGUGUCCCAGCUCUUCCGUGGUCAUCCAGAGCUCAUUGUCGGCUUCAACACCUUUCUUCCGCCCGGCUACAAAAUUGAGGUGCAAGGGAAUGAGCAGGUGAAGGUGAGCGUAAGUGUGCCAGGACAGCAGACAACAGUAGUUCAUACACCUCAGGGGGUUCACCACCACAUCACCUCAACACACCAUCCUCCUCCUCCACCACCGCCCACGGUUACCGUCAAGCCCUCGCAUCAUCCACCGCCUCCCAGGUCCCCAAAUACUGCUGGGUGCACAGGGGCAAAUGGAGUGAAGGAACGGGGCCCAAUCGUCCCACCCUGCCCAGGAUUUGAACCCAGGUCAUCUCACUUGCGUGACGAGUGUGCAAACCACUACACCUCAAGGCAAACCUCGAUUUGCGUGGUAUUGGAGAAUGCGGAUUCAGUGGUUCGCGGAUCUGCAUUACCUGCUAGUGUGACACAACAUACAAGUCCGAGUUUAGUUGGCACUCAUAAUGUCCACACUGGAAGCGGAGGUAGUGCAGGGCCUGGGAGUGGAGGAGGCAGUGGUGGAACACCAGGGGGAGGUGGUGGUGGUGGUGGUGGAGGGGUAGGGGUUGGGAUUGGGGUUGGGGUCGGGGUAGGAGUGGGAGUUGGAGUAAUUGGGGGUGGUGGUGGUGGUGUCGGUGGUAACACUAGUACUGGUACUGGCGGAGGAACUACAAAUGUCACUCAGGUAGCGAGCAGUGUUAGUGUUGGCAGCAACACCCCCACUGGCACGAAUUCUGGCAGCAACUCAAAUGCCACAAGCAAUACUACAGGUGGUACACAGCAUUCAACCAACACUGCCCCCCAGCACCCCAGUCGUGAGCCCCAGCCUCCCCCACCACACCAACACCACCACCACCACCACCAACCUCCAGCGCAACCUGUCGAGUUCAACCAUGCCAUCAAUUAUGUUAAUAAGAUUAAGUUACGGUUUCAAGGGCAACCCGACAUAUACAAACAGUUCCUAGAAAUCCUUCACACCUACCAGAAAGAGCAACGACACUUAAAAGAUGGAGGAUCCAUACCCACUAGAACACUUACAGAGACCGAGGUGUAUGAAAAGGUUGCAAAGUUGUUUGAGAACCAAGAAGAUUUAUUGCAAGAAUUUGGUCAGUUUCUCCCUGAUGCCACAAAUAAUUCUGCAGCCCAGGCGGCUGUUUCUGACUUUAUGGACCAAUAUCGAACUCAUCAUGGGGGCAAUAAAACGGUAAGCAAUGAUCACACGUCGGUGAAGAAAUCCAAUAUAAAAAGCAGUUGUGGGGUGGGUUCAGGUAAUAACAUGGUGAGUGGGCCCGGUAAUGUGCCAAACAAAACCUCUCCCAUGUUUGGCCAUCAAUUGAAGCGUCCACACUCGGGUCCAACGCAAGGCCACACCCAUUCUCAUGCCCAGCCACCUGUGAAGAAGCCAAAACUUGGGUACCUGAAGGAUAUGAGUGCUGCUGAAGCUGGCAAGUAUGCAACUCUCGCAGAAUACGCCUUCUUUGACAAGGUUCGAAAAGCAUUACGCCACGAAGAAACUUACCACAAUUUCUUAAGAUGUGUCACAUUGUACAAUGAAGAAAUCGUUACUCGUUCAGAGCUGGUACAACUAAUCCACCCCUUUCUCGCCAAGUUCCCCGAUCUUAUCAAAUGGUUCAAGGUACAUGAACACGAAUUUGUGGGGUAUCGUGAAGGAGCAUUGGGCAACUCUGAUAUAAUCCCUUCGUCUGUCGCAAAGCAAGAGAGAAUAAGCGGUGAUUUGGCUAUGGAAAUAGAUUAUACAACGUGUAAGAGACUAGGAGCAUCUUACUGUGCUCUACCCAAAUCCUACCCACAACCCAAGUGCUCUGGUCGAACAAGUCUCUGUAGAGAAGUUCUAAAUGAUACUUGGGUUUCCUUUCCAUCUUGGUCAGAGGACUCCACUUUUGUCACCUCCCGUAAAACACAGUAUGAAGAAUAUAUAUAUCGGUGUGAAGAUGAACGAUUUGAGCUGGAUGUGGUGCUGGAGACUAAUUUGGCAACGAUGCGUGUAUUAGAAGGUGUACACAAGAAGCUCCAGAGGAUGAGCCCAGAAGAAGCAGCUAGAUUUAGAUUAGAUGACUCUCUUGGAGGAAACUCACCCACAAUACACCAAAGGGCCAUUCGUCGAAUAUAUGGUGAUAAAGCUCCAGAUAUUAUUGAUGGAUUAAAGAAGAAUCCUGUGGUUGCAGUGCCUUUGGUUUUAAGAAGGUUAAAAGCAAAGGAUGAGGAAUGGCGGGAAGCACAGAAAGGUUUUAACAAAAUAUGGAGAGAGCAGAAUGAAAAAUACUACCUGAAAUCCUUGGACCAUCAGGGUAUUACAUUUAAGCAAACUGAUGUUAAAACGAUAAGAUCAAAAAGUUUACUGAAUGACAUCGAAACUUUAUUUGAUGAGCGUCACGAGCAAGCUGAGGAGAGCGGAGACGUUAUUACAGGCCCUCAUAUGGUGCUCCAUUAUCCUGAUAAAUCUAUCAUUGAUGAUGCAGCAAAUUUGAUAAUCCACCAUGUGAAGAGACAAACAACUUACCAUAAAGAUGACAAGGUCAAAAUCAAGCAGAUUGUCAGACAUUUUAUUCCUGACCUUCUCUUUCACACAAGACAAGACAUGUCUGAUGAUGAGAAAGAUAUGGAAGAUGAAGAUGAGGAGGAGGAGGAUGGUAAAAGUGAAGGAAAGUGUGAGAGUGGUGGUCGACGGGACCUGAGAGGACGUGAAUGCAAGCAACCCUCGUCUACUCCGUGUGCCACAACGAACAAUAAUUCUAAUAAGAGAAAAACGAGAAAUCGAGGUCUUGACCAAGAAAAAGAUUGUGAUACUAAAAGUGUGAGAGAAACUAGUGGGAAUAAUAAUAACAAUAACAAUAAUAAUAAUAAAACCAAAGAUGAUAUUAAAAAUAAAAUAGCUCUAAAUGGUGAUGCGACUGAAGAUGAAAAAAUUAGUAUAAAGAGUGAAGUUGACGAAGACAAGGUAGAAGUGAAAGAAGAGCCAGGGUCUGUUGGAAAUGGAAACGUCCAACCGGAUGAUGAAUACAGAUUGUUUAUGUGCAACAACAAUUGGUACCUUUUUCUUCGGUUACACCAAAUCUUGUGCUGCCGUCUCACUACCAUGUACGAGCAUGCUGUGCGGAUAGCGGCAGAGGAAGCCAAAGAUAAAAAGGACAGAAAAGAAGCAACAGCAGUAGCGCUAAGGCUCAAGCCUAAAAAUGAGAUAGCUAUUGAAGACUAUUACCCUGCCAUGUUAGAUAUGGUGAAAAAUGUUUUAGAUGGCAAUUUGGAAUCCACAGCAUAUGAAGAUACUUUACGGGAAAUGUUUGGGAUCCAUGCAUAUACCGGUUUUACGAUGGAUAAGGUAGUGACGGGAGCAGUGAGACAAUUGCAACAUCUGGUGUGUGAUGAGCCCCCUGCCCAAUGCACGUCUAUGUACCUGUCUGAGGCCAAGAAAGGUGGUGCAGGCGGUCCCAUAGCAUCAUCACACAGACGAUUGGCUGCUGAACAAAGUUACCAGAAAAAAUCUGAACGCCUUCUCCAAGAUGAAAAUUGUUUCAAAAUUUAUACCUAUAAAAGGAACUGUAGAAUGAGUGUAGAAUUGAUAGACACAGAGAUUGAGGAAGGAGAAGAUAGUGGAGGAAGUGUGGGAACCGGAAUUAGUCAUAGUGGUACAGUUCCUUCCUCUUCCCAUUCAACCAUUCCACCUGCUGUCACUGAAGUUGAAAGAUGGAGUGAAUAUGUAGAGAAGUACGUCUCUUCCGUCGCACCUCAGAUGUCACCUGCUAUGCAGGCCCAGCUGUCCAGAAAGCCAGUAUUCUUGCCACGCAACCUUCGUUCUUGGAGAAAGUUAACUGCAUCCAGACAAACAAAUCAGGAGGUUGAAAAGGGUGGAUGUAUAGAGGAUAUCAAGCCACCAGUGUGUCCAGAUAUGGAUAUUGGUGACAACACUCAAUGCAAAUUUAAUCUGUCUUCAUUUAAGAUGGUGUUUGUAGUCAAUAGUGAUUCAUAUAUGUACAAGAAACAAGCACUCAAGCGGGCCAAACAGAGUCAUGAGCAUGUGAGUCGAAGAAUGCGUAGUGGUUUGUUAUCAUGGCAUGGGGAUUGGUGCACAAGACAUGUUUCUGAGGCAGAUCAGCGUGCUGCCACAGACUGGUUUUUAGGACACACGGAUGGGUUGCGACCUAAUUGUACAAGAAUAGUGCGUAUUGAUGACCCUUCCCGACCCCCUUUUGCACCCUAUAACAAGUACAAGUGUGAACUAGAAGAGAGUGGAGGGUCCUAACGCGUGGUGUUAAUCUUGCCCCUAUCAUCUGAUCAGAGAUAAUCCUCAGAUUGAUGGGGGGGUGAGAAGCUGUUAAUGUCAGUGGAGUCAGACUCCCUCACUGUGUGAGCUGUGACUUAGACUUUACUCUGAGGGUAAAGUUGUGUGGACGUCACCUCGAAGUACAAGAAUGUAGCAGGGAUGGUGGUGUGGACCGCAAGUUGCAGCAAGGAGGCAGGGAGUGUUGUGGGAAGGGAGGGGGGGUGGGGAUUUUAGAAGUGAAGCAUAUGCAACCUCAUACUGUGGCUUGUGGUGGAGUUGCAAGAAUCCCAAGUUGUCAAGACAUCUACAAUGCAUCUUCUUCAAGCUAAGUGUACAAGUGUUGUAAGACUGAUGGCAACAAUAAUACUAAGCUAGUGAUGCAUAAAAUCAAUUGAUGUGCCUCAUGAAUGCCUGUCAGUACAAUGUAGUAUUAAAAAGUAAAUGCAAGUUGCAGCAUUGAAGCAUCCCAGUGACAAGAAUCUGCCCCACACAAGGACUGCCCACUCACCAUCCAAAGUGCUGCAAGGUGUCCACAGCACAAACUUGCUACUAAAUUUAGCAACAACCACUUCUAUGUUUUGUUGCCGGGACCGAGAGAUUGGACUCGUGAAGAGAGCCAGUUGUACAAGUGAAUGAUAAUUAUAAUUUAUAAUUGUACAGAUGAUCUGAUUUACGUUUUUGUUAAAGAUGAUGUUUCCUUGUAUAAGACGAAAUUCAGGGGAGAUGGGGGCAUUAGUGGUUAAUUGUGGGCUCCUUUUUAGCCAAAUCUCGUUCUCCCUACACACAAAAUAGGGGCUCUUCCCAAAAUUGGUUAUUUAUUACCAGAUAUAUAGAGUAUAUAUGUAUACAUGUUAUGUAUAUGUAUAUAUAUACUGUGUAUAUAUAUAAAUAUAUAUAAAAUCAUAUAUAUAGCAUAUAUUAUCAGGGAUAUUAAUUAUAAAAGGUAUUUGAUUGCCAUAUUUAUAUUCACCAGGAUCAAGUCAAGGUGAAAAAAUUAUACAUAAAAUGUAAAGUAUUUUAUAAAUACAGGUAUUUUAAAAUGUACAUGACAUUUUUCAACCUUCACUACUACAAUUACACAUUACACUCAAAACAUGUAUACACACAUUAACUGGUACGUAAACACGAGUCGUCAGGAUGAUUUAACAAGACACUUGACAAGGAAAUGCCUUCCCUCAAUUCCUGGUAUAGUUACAGGCCAUCCCAGACCCUCAUCUCCUCCCGAACUGCACGUCUCAAAAAACUGCCGCGGCCUAGAUGACACUAUUUAGCUUUAAGAAGUCAGUCCAGCAUGGGUGUGCGUGCUACCCGAUUUGCCAGACAAAUAUGUUUAUCCUUUAAUAAAGGAUGGGGCAUUACACAAACACAUUAAAACUGGUCCCCAGAGCACUACUGCCACUGCCAAGAGAGUGCAGAGAGGCAAUCUCCAAGGUUGUGAACAUUCUAGUGGUGUGGCAGCUGAGAUGUAUGAACCAGGGAAAUUUCAAUACAUUUCUAAAUUUGGAUCAUUAUUAUUCAUGGACAAAUGCUUUCAUUAGUCUUUGCUACUUGAGUUAUAAUGUGAAAUGUUUUGCUCCACCAUAGGCAGUCACAUUUUUUUUAUCUUAAUGAUGGUCAUUUAAUUUUGGACAAUUUAAAUUUUCUUAUUUAAAUGUAAUUCAAUAUUUUUUAAGCAUUGAAUGCUGUUAACUAUGCCAAUAUAAGUAUUGUGCCACAGGAAAAGAGGAUACUGUCCAGAAUGUCUACUUUAAUCAUCACUCAAAUUAUUUUUUGUAGUACAAGUAGGUCAAAAUACAGCACACCUAAGUUGGUGACUUCCGUGUAUUUAGAGAAAUAUUUCUUUUCUAUCCCUCAUGUCAAUCACAGAAAGUGUUUGUAAUAGACAUUGAAAACAAUAAAUCUUUUUACAUUCUA
This is a messenger RNA of Procambarus clarkii (red swamp crayfish), 7975 nucleotides long. NCBI's taxonomy places the organism in Eukaryota, Metazoa, Arthropoda, Malacostraca, Decapoda, Cambaridae. The record is from RefSeq and is a predicted model, not a curated record.